AUGAGACAACUCUACACAUUUAAACUACAAGUCACCGCUAAAUCUCAGGCUCGCCAAGAUGUCUUCAGGUCUGCAGGUACUAUUGUAGAGACAGCUAUCCUCCAACAUUCAGACCCAUCCCAACCAGCAGGUAGCAGAGUCAAGCAGUCAAAUCUUGUUCGUGUUGUUCAGAGAACCAAACAGAAACUACGUCCAGAUGAACCACAUGAUCUUGAAUUUGAGUUGGACCUUGACUUUAUCCCACCUGGCUUUCUGCAACGUGACAUCCAUGUUGACUCCAAGAGACACCUGCUAUUCGCAACUACUGCCCAGCUGACAGUUUUAGAGAAAGCCCAGCGUUGGUUUAUAGAUGGUACCUUCAAGAUCGUUGCCGCACCAUUCUAUCAACUACUAUCCAUCCACGCCUUCAUAACAGCAAACAACUGUACAAAGAGUGUGCCUCUUGCAUUUAUUGUCAUGUCCAGACAAUGCAAGAUUGAUUACAUACCAGUCUUCCAAGCUCUGAAAGAUCUUCUACCACAGAGUGCAGUCCGUGGGUUCGUAGCUGACUUUGAGAGUGGUGUGUGGCAGGCCCUGAAGGAGGUAUUUCCAGGCAUGAUGAUCAACGGUUGUCUUUUCCACUUCACACAGGCUGUCUUUAGACAUGUCCAGUUUCUUGGUUUGCAGCCUGCCUACCGCCAGCAAGACUGUAUUUUUAAGUAUGUCCGCAAGCUGAUGGCGUUGCCUUUCCUGCCUGCAGAUCACAUCAGACCAGCUUUCAGGCGCCUGAAAGACCUUCAGACCGACCCACUUCAGCGUCUUGUUACGUAUGUAGAAGACACGUGGAUCAAGAGUACCGUUUGGCCCGUGGAAUCUUGGACAGUCUUCAGCCAGCCAACACGUACAAACAACGAUGUGGAGGGGUGGCAUCGCCGCAUCAACAAGAAGUCAUCAGAAGAAAAGAAGCCCUUCUACUUACUACUUCCAAAACUGAAAGAAGAAGCCGAACUUUUACCCAAUCAGCUGAAGAUGGUUUCAGAGUGUAAGUUGACACGUCAACAGCGAUCUACUUCCAAGUUUCUACAAGCCAAGUAUUUCCAGUUGUGGGACCAGUACAGAGACGGGGAUUUAACCGCAAGUCAACUUGUCCGAAUGUGUGGUUUGUUGAACGGUCCGUCUGCGGAUUAAAAGACAUUUCGUUUUCCGAAUGAACACCGCUCAGUGGUUAAUUAUGUGAUUGAACAGUAUUGAACAUUUAUUGAACAUGUAAACUUUUUGAG
Mytilus trossulus (common blue mussel) is the source of this 1259-nucleotide messenger RNA. RefSeq lists its product as uncharacterized. The record is from RefSeq and is a predicted model, not a curated record. Bases 1 to 1167 code for a protein of 388 amino acids. The transcript has 5 exons. NCBI's taxonomy places the organism in Eukaryota, Metazoa, Mollusca, Bivalvia, Mytilida, Mytilidae.